AUGUCAGUCACAUAUGUAAGUCAGCUGACUGUAGUCAUCACAUCAGUAUGUCAGUCAACUGUAGUCAUCACAUAUGUAAGUCAGCUGACUGUAGUCAUCACAUCAGUAUGUCAGUCAACUGUAGUCAUCACAUAUGUAAGUCAGCUGACUGCAGUCAUCACAUCAGUAUGUCAGUCAACUGUAGUCAUCACAUAUGUAAGUCAGCUGACUGUAUUCAUCACAUCAGUAUGUCAGUCAACUGUAGUCAUCACAUAUGUAAGUCAGCUGACUGUAGUCAUCACAUCAGUAUGUCAGUCAACUGUAGUCACCACAUAUGUAAGUCAGCUGGCUGUAGUCAUCAAAUCAGUAAGUCAGUCAACUGUAGUCAUCACUUCAGUAUGUCAGUCAACUGUAGUCAUCACAUCAGUAAGUCAGCUGACUGUAGUCAUCACUUCAGUAUGUCAGUCAACUGUAGUCAUCACUUCAGUAUGUCAGUCAACUGUAGUCAUCACUUCAGUAUGUCAGUCAACUGUAGUCAUCACAUCAGUGAGUCAGCUGACGGUAAGUCAUCACAUCAGUAAGUCAGCUGACGUAUGUCAGUCAACUGUAGUCAUCACAUCAGUAAGUCAGCGAGCUGUAGUCAUCACAUCAGUAAGUCAGUCAACUGUAGUCAUCACAUCAGUAAGUCAGUCAACUGUAGUCAUCACAUCAGUAAGUCAGCCAGCUGUAGUCACUACAUCAGUAAGGCAGCCAGCCUUAGUCAUCACAUUCAGUAUGUCAGUCAACUGUAGUCAUCACAUCAGUAUGUCAGCCAGCUGUAGUCAUCACAUCAUAAGUCAGUCAGCUGUAGUCAUCACAUCAGUAAGUCAGUCAGCUGUAGUCAUCACAUCAGUAUGUCAGUCAACUGUAGUCAUCACAUCAGUAAGUCAGUCAACUGUAGUCAUCACAUCAGUAAGUCAGUCAACUGUAGUCAUCACAUCAGUAAGUCACUCAACUGUAGUCAUCACAUCAGUAUGUCAGUCAACUGUAGUCAUCACAUCAGUAAGUCAGUCGACUGUAGUCAUCACAUCAGUAAGUCAGCCAGCUGUAGUCAUCACAUCAGUAAGUCAGCCAGCUGUAGUCAUCACAUCAGUCAGUCAGCCAGCUGUAGUCAUCACAUCAGUUAGUCAGCCAGCUGUAGUCAUCACAUCAGCUUUUGUGCCUCAAUAG
Molecule: messenger RNA, 1188 nt
Organism: Ruditapes philippinarum (Manila clam)
Lineage: Eukaryota; Metazoa; Mollusca; Bivalvia; Venerida; Veneridae
Exons: 4
Coding region: 1-1188 (395 amino acids)
Source: RefSeq, a predicted model, not a curated record